Molecule: messenger RNA, 437 nt
Organism: Cladocopium goreaui
Lineage: Eukaryota; Dinophyceae; Suessiales; Symbiodiniaceae
Source: the annotation of a GenBank genome assembly
CUUGGUUUUGCAGCCGACCCGUUUUUUUCCUCGGUCUGUGCCUCGGUCACCGUUGCGGCGCCAUGGCGCUGCGUCGGAUACGCCAGGUCUUCGAUCCAAGCCUUCGGAGCGACUUGCUGAGUGCGUCUGCACUCGGUUUCAUUGGAGAUGUGGUCUGCCAAAUUCUGAUAGAGAAGCGACCGGCACCCAAGGAAAUUGAGGAUUUGAAGUGGGGGCAUGAAGAGGGCAAGUUUGAUGUUCGCCGGCUAUGGGCGUUGACACUGUUUAGCAGUGAAUCUCGACUCGGUUUCAGAGGCCUACAUUGGUGGCUUUCUUCAUUUCCUCUAUCAGUUCUAUUCGCCUGCUGUAUUUGCAAUGUCAAAGUACAUGCCGCUGGCCCUGAGACUGCAGCUGCGUCGAGAGGAUACCAUGGCACAUUGCUUUGCCUGUGCUUGUGU